UGGGCGGCGGUGUUUGGGACUGCGGUAACCAAGUGUGGAGUAUCGAGAUGUGGGGCUCCCGGAGCCCAUCAGUAUUGCAACUAACCCAGAUGGCUUACGCGGCCGGGUGUGCCCUAUCACCGCUACUGUCCCGGGAAUUUUUGUUGGGUGAUAUGUACCGGCACGGCCACCAUGAUCACGACGAUCAUCACCAUCAUCAAACUAGUCCAAAGCCCCUGCACUACUGGAUGGACAAUAUUACACAUGAGUCAGAUAUUAAUUACUCGGUGGACAGACGCCCGCGACUUAAGAUACCCUAUAUGAUUGUAGGCGCAGUGGGUUUAAUUACACCGGUACUAUUACUGAUCAUGUAUGUGGUCAAGCGAUAUAAAAUGCCAAAAAUGGUUACCAAUACUGAACCAGAUAAAUGUGGGGAAACAACAUUUACACCUAGGACACGUAUGAUCAUGAUCAUAUUAGCUGCAAUGUCACUUAAUUGCUACUCGGGCGUCGAACAAACUUACCAGAAUAAUGGGUCCACAUUUUACCAAUAUGAUCCAUUGGUGCACAUAUCAGCCCAUAAGGCGGCCAAUAUUAUGGCCCUGAUGACUGGGUGCUACGCGCUGGGACCUAUUGCCUCAUCAUUUAUAUCAAGAUGGUUUAGUCCGGAAGUAAUGUUGACGUAUCAUUUGAUUAUUAUAGCCGUAUCGUUUGUGGUGUUGCAAUUUAGCCAGAUGAACAUGAUACGUAUUUGGAUCGUCAACGCGUUUAUAGGUUACGGGUUCUCAGCGAUGUAUCCGUUGUACUAUUCAUUUACGGACAAACAUUUGACGUUCACUAAUAAAAUCUCGUCGAUAGUGUCGAUCGCUUCGCAGUGUUUCCCAUUAAUGUCACCCUUUCUGAUCGGACCCCUCAUUGAAGAUCACCCGCACGUACUGUUGGACCUCGAGUUUGGUUAUCUCGCCGAU
Messenger RNA from Medioppia subpectinata, 947 nucleotides. NCBI's taxonomy places the organism in Eukaryota, Metazoa, Arthropoda, Arachnida, Sarcoptiformes, Oppiidae. The record is from the annotation of a GenBank genome assembly.